AUGGCGCAGGCGGCCGACGGGGCGGGCGUGCAGGCCGGCCGGAGUGCGCAGCGCCCCCGUCGUCCCCGCCGAACCUGCUCGCCGGUGACCCCGUCCCGCCUCGCCUCGCCUCGCCUCGCCUCCCCUGCGGAAUCCGGGCGGCCGGACCCCCGCGCCUCCCUCCGCCCGGCCAUGGCUGCGCCCCCGCCCGGCAAGUUCCAGUUCUCCAUAGACCGCGGCGGCACCUUCACCGACGUCUUCGCCCGCUGCCCCGGGGGGAGGGUGCGGGUGCUGAAGCUGCUCUCGGAGGACCCGGCCAGCUACCGCGAUGCUCCCACCGAGGGCAUUCGCCGCAUCCUGGAGGAGGAAUGCGGCGUCCCGUUCCCCAAAGGCCAGCCCCUGGACACGUCGUGCAUCGAGUGGAUCCGAAUGGGCACCACGGUGGCCACCAACGCCCUGCUGGAGCGGAAGGGCGAGCCAGUCGCCCUGCUCAUCACGAAGGGCUUCCGGGACCUGCUGCACAUUGGCAACCAAGCCCGGCCCCGGAUCUUUGACCUGGCCGUCGCGGUGCCAGAAGUCCUGUACGAGGCCGUGGUGGAGGUGGAGGAGCGCGUCGUCCUGCAUCGCGAGGGAUGCAGCCUCUUUGAGCCGUCCCGGCCAAUCCCAGGUUUGACUGGAGAGCACCUGGUGGUGGAGCGGCCUGUGGACCUGGGCGCCCUGCGGGGGCAGCUGGUGGCGCUGCUGGCACGGGGGAUCCGCAGCCUGGCGGUGCUGCUCCUGCACUCGUACACGUGGCCAGAGCACGAGCGGCAGGUGGGGGCCCUGGCCCUGGAGCUGGGCUUCCGGCAGGUCUCGCUCUCCUCCGAGGUGAUGCCCAUGGUGCGGGCCGUCCCGCGGGGCUACACGGCCUGUGCAGACGCCUACCUCACGCCGCACAUCCGCCGCUACCUGGACAGCUUCCGGGCGGGCUUCGCGUCCCAGCUGCAGGGCGUGCCGGUCCUCUUCAUGCGCUCCGACGGCGGCCUCACCCCCAUGGAGGCCUUCAGCGGCUCCCGCGCUAUCCUGUCCGGCCCAGCGGGGGGCGUCGUGGGCUACGCGGUCACCACGCACCGCGCGAUGGGCAGGCGGCCCGUCAUCGGCUUCGACAUGGGAGGCACCUCCACGGACGUGAGCCGCUACGCCGGGGAGUACGAGCACGUGUUCGAGGCCGCCACCGCCGGCAUCAGCAUCCAGGCGCCGCAGCUGGACAUCAACACGGUGGCCGCGGGCGGCGGCUCGCGGCUGUUCUUCAGGUCCGGCCUCUUCGCGGUCGGCCCCGAGUCGGCGGGCGCGCACCCGGGGCCCGCCUGCUACCGGAAGGGGGGCCCGCCCACGGUGACGGACGCCAACCUGUGCCUCGGCCGGCUGCUGCCCGAGCACUUCCCCCGCAUCUUCGGGCCCGACGAGGACCUGCCGCUCUCCGCCGAGGCGGCGCGGGAGGCGCUCCGGGAGCUCGCCGCGGCCGUCAGCGCCUUCGGGGGCGCCGCGCAGCCGCGCAGCAUCGAGGAGGUGGCCAUGGGCUUCAUCCGGGUGGCCAAUGAGGCCAUGUGCAGGCCCAUCCGGGCCCUGACGCAGGCCCGGGGCCACGACACGUCGCGCCAUGUGCUGGCCUGCUUUGGUGGGGCUGGGGGGCAGCACGCCUGCGCCAUCGCCCGGACCUUGGGCAUGGGCAAGGUCUUCAUCCACAGGCACAGCGGCAUCCUCUCGGCCUACGGGCUGGCGCUGGCGGACGUGGUGCACGAGGCCCAGGAGCCCUGCGCCCUGGCCUACGGGCCCGCCUCCCACGCAGAGCUGGACGGCCGCGUGGCGGCGCUGGAGCGGCAGUGCGUGCGGGCCCUGGAGGCACAGGGCUUCUGCAGGUCCCAGGUGAGCACCGAGGCCUUCCUGCACCUGCGCUACGCCCGGACGGACUGCGCCCUCAUGUGCUCCGCCAGGGGCUUCCCCGCCACGCCGGAGAGCUGCCGCAGCGGGGACUUUGCCGCUGCCUUCGCCGCCAGGUACCAGCAGGAGUUUGGGUUCACCAUCCCCGGCCGGGCCAUCCUGGUGGAUGACGUGCGGGUGAGAGGCACGGCCAGUCUCGGGCUGGACCAGGAGGUGCCGGGGCCUGCCGCCGAGGGGCCUGCCCCCCUCGAAAAGGUGACCCGCUGUUACUUUGAGGACGGCUACCUGGACACCGGCGUCCACCUGCUCAAGGACCUGGCCUGGGGCCACACCAUCCCCGGUCCCAGCAUCAUCCUCGACAAGAACAGCACCAUCCUCGUGGAGCCGGGCUGCACGGCAUCGGUGACGCGGCUCGGGGACGUUUGCAUCGCGGUGGGCUCCGGGCGGGAGCAGCCGGUCGGCCCCCGGAUGGACCCCAUCCAGCUCUCCAUCUUCUCCCAUCGCUUCAUGAGCAUCGCAGAGCAGAUGGGGCGCAUCCUGCAGCGCACGGCCAUCUCCACCAACAUCAAGGAGCGGCUGGACUUCUCCUGCGCCCUGUUCGGCCCAGAUGGGGGGCUGGUCUCCAAUGCUCCCCACAUCCCCGUCCAUCUGGGAGCCAUGCAAGAGGCGGUGCAGUUCCAGAUCCGGAGCCUGGGCGCUGACCUCCAUCCGGGAGAUGUGCUCCUGAGCAACCACCCCUGUGCCGGGGGCAGCCACCUGCCCGACCUGACGGUGAUCACUCCUGUGUUCUGGCCGGGGGCGGCCCGGCCCGUGUUCUUUGUGGCCAGCCGGGGGCACCACGCUGACAUCGGGGGGAUCACACCGGGCUCCAUGCCACCGCACUCCCGCUGCCUCCAGGAGGAGGGGGCCACCUUCAUUUCCUUCAAGCUGGUCAAGGGCGGCGUCUUCCAAGAGGAGGCCGUCACAGAGGCCCUGCUGGCCCCCGGGCGCCUCCCCGGCAGCAGCGGCACGCGGAACCUCCAGGACAACCUCUCCGACCUGCGGGCUCAGGUGGCGGCCAACCAGAAGGGGAUCCAGCUGGUGAGCAAGCUGAUCGGCCAGUACGGCCUGGAAGUGGUGCAGGCGUACAUGGCGCACAUCCAGGCCAACGCAGAGGUGGCCGUGCGGGAGAUGCUGAAGGACUUUGCCACCCGCCGGGGGCAGGCGGGAUGCCCCCUGGUGGUGGAGGCGGAGGACUUCAUGGAUGACGGCUCCCCCAUUCGCCUGAAGGUGACUGUCGACCCCCAGGAGGGCAGCGCCGUGUUCGAUUUCGCCGGCUCUGGCCACGAGGUGUACGGGAACGGGAACGCCCCUCGCGCCAUCACCCUCUCGGCCCUGAUCUACUGCUUGCGUUGCUUGGUGGGCCAGGACAUCCCCCUCAACCAGGGCUGCUUGGCCCCGGUGCAGGUCCUCAUCCCCAGAGGCUGCCUGCUGGAUCCCUCCCCAGACGCGGCCGUGGUGGGGGGCAAUGUGCUGACCUCGCAGCGGGUGGUGGACGUCAUCCUGCGGGCCUUCCAGGCCUGUGCGGCCUCUCAGGGCUGCAUGAACAACGUCACCUUCGGCAAUGAGCGCGUCGGCUACUACGAGACGGUGGCUGGCGGGGCCGGGGCCGGGCCCUCGUGGCACGGCCGCAGCGGGGUUCACAGCCACAUGACCAACACCCGCAUCACGGACCCCGAGAUCCUGGAGCAGCGGUACCCGGUGGUUCUGCGGCGCUUCCAGCUGGCGCCUGGCACUGGGGGCGCCGGGCGCUUCCGAGGAGGAGAUGGGGUCCUCCGGGAGCUGCAGUUCCGGGAGGAGAUGGUGCUGUCGGUGCUGAGCGAGCGACGGGCGUUCCGGCCAUACGGGCUGCAAGGUGGCGAGCCUGGUGCCCCCGGGCUGAACCUGCUCACCCGCUCGGAGGGCCGGACCAUCGCCCUCGGAGGGAAGACCUCUGUGCCAGUGGGCCCCGGGGAUGUCUUCUGCUUGCGGACUCCCGGCGGGGGUGGCUUUGGAGCACCCCCUGCGAGUGCCGCCCCGGCCCAAGGGCAGCCGGCGCCCCCCAGGGUCCAGCGCUUCCUGGAGCGAGGAAGCCUCCACGACUACCGCCUGGCGCAGGAGACCAGCUGAGGGGAGCCCCUGGACGCGCUGCUUUGGGGGGGCUCUGGCGGGAAUGUGGGGCAGGC
This is a messenger RNA of Varanus komodoensis (Komodo dragon), 4103 nucleotides long. RefSeq names its product 5-oxoprolinase, ATP-hydrolysing (gene OPLAH). Gene Ontology annotation, biological process: glutathione metabolic process. Gene Ontology annotation, cellular component: cytosol. NCBI's taxonomy places the organism in Eukaryota, Metazoa, Chordata, Lepidosauria, Squamata, Varanidae. Gene Ontology annotation, molecular function: 5-oxoprolinase (ATP-hydrolyzing) activity. The record is from RefSeq and is a predicted model, not a curated record. The transcript has 27 exons. Bases 1 to 4047 code for a protein of 1348 amino acids.